Molecule: messenger RNA, 1095 nt
Organism: Trichomonas vaginalis G3
Lineage: Eukaryota; Parabasalia; Trichomonadida; Trichomonadidae
Product: protein kinase protein
Exons: 1
Coding region: 1-1095 (364 amino acids)
Biological process (GO): peptidyl-serine phosphorylation; signal transduction; endocytosis
Cellular component (GO): nucleus; cytoplasm
Molecular function (GO): protein serine/threonine kinase activity; ATP binding
Source: RefSeq, a predicted model, not a curated record
AUGAAUACAGGCGACACUAUUAGCCACUAUAUGCUUGGCCCGCAGCUUGGUCAAGGUGGCUUUGGCAAGAUAUUUGCUGCACGUGAUGUGCGUGAUGGAAAAGUUUAUGCAUUGAAAGCCGAAUCUGAAUUAUCAAAUAGAAAAUCGCUGGAAUUUGAAACUAAAGUUCUCGAAAGAAUAAAAACUAUUAGAUACUUCCCACAGAUACGCGAGCAUGGUGUUUAUCAUAACUAUCACUGGUUAACUUUAGAAUUAAUUGGUCCAUCUUUAUCGGCUAUCCUUAAAGAACGAACUGAUCACAAAUUUUCUCUUUCUACAGCAUUGAGAGCAUCAAUACAUGUUCUUAGAUCAAUAAAAAGUCUUCAUGCCUUAGGAUUUAUUCAUAGAGACAUAAAACCAGCAAAUAUCCUUGUUAGAGUUUCCCACGGAUUACCCCUUUGCCUAAUUGACUUUGGACUCGUUCGUGUUUACAGAGAUCAAAAAACUCACGCUCAUAUUCCACCAAGACAACAUACAGGAUUCAGAGGAACCAAGACAUAUGCAUCUGUUAAUGCGCACGUUCUCUCUGACCUUUCAAGGCGCGAUGAUCUUAUUUCAUGGGUGUAUUUUACGAUUUGCCUCAUGGUUGGCGGAUUACCAUGGCAAGGAGUUAAUGACAACUCUGAAGUCAUGAGAAUGAAGCACGAAUUCAACGUCAAAGAGGCUGUCAAAAAUGUUUGUCCUGAAUUUGUCGAAGUUUGGCCACUUGUCGUUGGUUUGAGGUUCGAAGAUGACCCUAACUACGAUGCACUCGAAGAAAUACUCAUCAAGGCAUGCGAAACUCGUGGUUACAAAGGUACUGAUCCUUAUGAUUGGGAUGAAUACGUUCAAAGAUACAAAGAUACACUCGCUCGUAAUUUUGGAAUGAAGUUUAAUGACGAAGGACUUGAUCCCCGUACUUACAUGACAGAACUUGGCCUUCCUCCUCCUGCUUUGCUCGGAAUUGCCGGAAUUAAACAGCCACUGCUUGCUGGGAAGAAGGAAUAUAGAGAACAAAGUUCAAUGCAGCUUAGUGAACUUAAUGAAAAAGAUGAAAUCGGUUGCUGCUGCUGUUAA